Molecule: messenger RNA, 1098 nt
Organism: Penicillium malachiteum
Lineage: Eukaryota; Fungi; Ascomycota; Eurotiomycetes; Eurotiales; Aspergillaceae
Product: adenosine deaminase family protein
Exons: 1
Coding region: 1-1098 (365 amino acids)
Biological process (GO): hypoxanthine salvage; adenine catabolic process
Cellular component (GO): cytosol
Molecular function (GO): adenine deaminase activity
Source: RefSeq, a predicted model, not a curated record
AUGAACGGUCUAUCCAUCAGCCCCUUCAUAGCGAAGCUCCCCAAAGUGGAGCUUCAUAUCCACAUCGAGGGGACCCUGACACCAGAACUCCGCUGGGAACUAGCUCACCGCAAUAAUAUUUCCCUCCCAUAUGCCACAUUCGAAGAUCUGAGAGCCUCAUAUGCAGUCACGCUGAACCAUAGACCCGAACUCAAUGGACGCCAACCAGGAAUCCCCACAUUUCUUGAGGCCUAUUUCGCCGGAUGUGAAGUGCUACGUACCGAAAAUGAUUUCUACGAUCUGGCGAUGGGUUAUCUAUCCCGAUGUGCCAAAAUGAACGUGCGGUAUACCGAACCCUUCUUCGACAUCCAAGCACAUACACGUCGAGGAGUCCCAGCCGAGGCGGUCCUAAACGGCUAUUUACGGGCGCAACAAGACGCAGCAAAAUCCCUCGGCGUCCACUCUCGUUGGAUUCUGUGCUUUUUACGAGAUGAGCCUGUGGAACAAGGACUUCAAGCCUAUACUGAAGCACGUCCAUGGGCAGCUGGUACCGUCGAAGGAGGUAAAGGAUUAUUCCAUGCAGUGGGAUUAGCCAGCAACGCCUAUGAGCGACCGCCAAUGCUUUUCGAAGAAGGAUUCUCGUUGGCUCGAAAAGAUGGCUUGCAUGUUACUAUGCACUGUGACUUUGGCCAAAAGGAUACACAUGCGCAUAUGACCGAAGCAAUUUUCCAUGUUUGUGAUGGGCAAGGUGCUGAGCGAAUUGAUCAUGGAUUGGAUGCUGAAGACCGCGAGGAGUUAUGGAUAGGCCUGGUAGAAAGGAAUAUUGGACUCACUCUUUGCCCGCAUGCAUAUCAUCGAAGGACGGCGACUGAUGUCUUGUUUCCCAAAAUCCGACGUCUGUGGGAGAAAGGAGUCAAAUUUUGUAUUAACAGUGAUGAUCCAACCUUGAUGCAUGAUGUUUGGAUUGACGGGAAUAUGCAAAAGGUCUUUACAUAUGGAGGGUUUAGCAAAGCUGAAAUGAUUCAUCUAGUAAGAAAUGCUGUCGAUAUGUGUUGGGCUGAUGAUGAAAUCAAAAAGGCGAUCUAUCUUGAGCUGGAUGGUCUUCAAGUUCCAAAUUAA